GCCGCCGCGUACCACAACCGUCACCGAUCAACGGCAACGUUCCUGAACAGGACGACGGCGGGAGGUGUGCUCGGCAUCGCGUCAUGUAGCACGUAGUCACGUGCAGAGACGCAACCAUGACCCGGGACUUUUACACCCACACGGUGUCGGGACCAGGCGGUCACCUGUUCGUGACCGGAAGACCACAGAUUCUUGGUCAAGUGCUCGCUUCCCUGGCAGUGUCCCUUGGACCGUUAGCAGCCGGUCUCAGCAAAGGCUACAGCUCCCCCGCUAUCGCAUCUCUGCAGCAACGAGAUGCUGACGCGUUCCCCGUCAGCGGUCAAGAAGCCUCUUGGUUAGCUAGUCUGUCUCUGCUCGGUGCCCUAUUCGGUGCCUCUUUUGGUGGCGCAGCUCUUCGAUGGGGACGACGGAGAACCUUAAUACUAGCCGGUGCUCCGUUGUCCCUUUGCUGGAUAAUCACCGUGUUCGCAGUAAGUGUGGAGGUCAUGUGUUUUGCAGCCUUUCUCAGUGGAUUCCUCGUCGCAAUCGUGCAGUUAUCUGCCCAGGUCUACGUCAGCGAGAUAGCCGCCCCCAGUAUACGUGGAGGGCUUAGUGCCCUACUGAAGGUUGCAGGUCAUGCUGGCAUGCUUGUAGCCUUCGCUGCCGGCGCCUUUCUCGAUUGGAGACAAUUGGCAUUCCUAAUUUCCCUCGCACCGGCCACCAUGUGUUUAGCCAUGUGGCGCAUUCCAGAGAGUCCCGGUUUCCUGGUACUCAACGGUAAAGAUACAGAGGCCGAGCAAGCUUUGCGAUGGUUACGAGGCGACACAGCCGAUCUACGAUUAGAACUGGGCCUUCUGCAAGCCCACGUGCUCACUCGAACUGUUCCUGCAAACCCCAAGCUAUUCUUGGAGACCCUGAGAACACCAGCUUUAAUAGCCUGCGGGCUAAUGUUUUUCCAACGCUUUUCCGGCGUCAACGCUUUUAACUUUUACGUGGUCAGCGUGUUCAAAGAAACGUUCGGAGGCACGAAUCCGCACAGCGCCGCGGUCGCUGUUGCUGUUGUACAAUUACUGUCGUCGUUGUUGUCCGGUCUUUUAGUGGACAGUGCAGGUAGACUUCCCCUUUUAGUCGCUUCAAGUGUCUUAAUGACUCUAGCAUUAGCUUCCUUCGGUUCGUUCGCUUAUUAUGAAGAUGCGCAUCCGAAAACAGUUCCGAAUCUAGACUGGAUACCUCUACUGUGCGUUUUGGUCUUUACCGUUGCAUUCUCCUUAGGUAUCAGUCCGAUAUCCUGGCUCUUGGUCAGUGAACUCUUCUCUCUGGAACAUCGUGGCAUUGGCACGGCUCUGGCCACGAGCUUCAGCUAUCUCUGCGCCUUCAUCGGGGUUAAAACGUUCGUGGACUUCCAGGAAAUGCUGGGCUUGUACGGUGCAUUUUGGUUGUACGCCUUCAUCUCCAUCUGCGGCCUCUGCUUCGUUGUUUGCUGCGUGCCGGAGACCAAAGGCAGAGACCUGACGGAAAUCGAUGCGAUUAGAUGAUGUAACGCCAACAGACCAAGUCAUAUGGUCUCUAUAAGUGUGGUCGAAAGGUAUUGUUAACCUUCGUUGUAGCCGCACCAUAAUAUGGCAGAAGAUUUAGGAAGAGUUUGUGGUUUAUUGGGAGCAUUCUGGGAAUAAACGAUAGGGCUGUUUAUUAGUUUUACUUAUAUUUUUAUUGCGGACGAAACAAAUGAUUUUGUACCUGAUUGAUAGCAUUCCACCGUCUAAAUAAUUCCACAAAAAGUGAUUAAUUGAUUUUAUGAAUCAAUCGUUUAUCCUUGGAACGCCUAAGUAAUCUUUUCGAAAUUCAACACCGAUCGAUUGAAAAUGUAAAAGAAAAUAGAGUAUGUGAUAUCAAAACCAGAACUUUUACAUUUUGAAUCGAAUUGAUUCGGCACAUUAAUAUUAAAUGUGAUACUAAAUUAUAGUUUGGUUUUUGUACAAUGGCCUAUUGUGAAAAUCAGUCCCUAACAUUAACUACUUAUAAGUAAUAGGAUUUAACGUUCAGUACAAUGUCGAUGGAAUAUUGAUUAAACUUUAAAUCCUAUUUAACAAACCUAAACUUUAGUAUUGCUUGAUUUUGACUAGUCUUCCAAAACUAUAUGAAAACGAAAUCUCUUUCGUAUCGACAAUAAUAUACGAACUAAGAAAUAUUUAUUUUUAAUGGGCAUAUCAUCUGAACUGGACAAGACUUGCGUAUAUGUAUUUAAAUUUUAGUAUUUUUUGAGCACAUUGCAAAGUACUUGAUCUAGUUCUGCAUAUCAUGUCUGAUACAAAAUUAUAGUAUAUAUCAAAGAGAACAUUUCGCGAAACAAUCACAUUACCAAUUUUUAAUAUAUUUUAUUAGAAGUGUUUGUUAAAGUUUUAGACGUACAUUAGGAAACAGCCAUUAAACUAUUGUCAUAUAGACUGACUUAUGUGCAAUUGUGUAUGUGAAACAAUUUUGAAUUUUAUCGGGACAAUUAAUCAAACUUUUCACAACAGCAUUAAUUUUCCUAUAAUGACAGACUUAUUUCUAAUACCGUAAUGGCUGAAAAGAUAGACUAUUGAUUAUUGUUCUGUUGUGAUAGUGUGUAUAAUUUGAAUACAAAAAAUGUUACUCACAAAACUCUAUCUGAUUAAAUGUGCCAUGACAAAAGCUUUAAAUCAUAAAUUGUCAUCGGUUUCUAUUGCACAUAAUUCAGUCUGAAUUUAUUCAAAACUAAUGUUAGUAGAAAAUAUUAAAAACAUUUUGAAAAUAAACUUAUGAUAUAAAAUUAGGAGAACGUGGUCCAUUUUGACAAUACCACUAAUAACGCGACAAUAUUUAGAUUACUAUGAAAAUUUAGAGUGAACUUAUUACAGAAAAAAUACUAUGUUUCUGACGUUUAGGUGCUAUUUAGAAGCUUUAGCCAUUGAUAAUCACUUAAUGUACCUAACUAGAUAUUAGAACUGCAUUGUCCGAUGUCAAUCCUACGCUUUCUCGGCGAUUGAAUUGUGAGAAAUCAACGGUUUACGAACAUUAUUUAGUGACGCUUACAAUAAACUGUUGGUACUGUGACAAUAUAUGAAAGCGACAUCGAAACACGUACAAACAUUUCCCGGAAUAUUCAACAUUCGUCUGUCACCCCGUAAACAAUUCGCCAUAAAGUACAAUUGCGUAAAUUCUUGUUAUAAAACUCGACCACAAAAGCGGGCACUGCAUUAAUUUGCCGUGAAAUCUAAAUGUUCCAUCUUAAAUUCUUGUUCAUAAAGUGAGAAAUAUUUCCAGUUAUCACGUUCCCCCAAAAGAAUUUCUGUACUUUAGAGCGGUUGGAGUAAACAAAACUUAAUGGAGUGAAUAUUAACCGAGGGAUUUGAAAACUGAAAGAGUAUAAAGAUAAAUUACACGAAUUUUAAACAGAUAUGAAUAGCUGAGGACGUUUGGCUGAACGAUGGCGAAUAAAAACUGCAAACACAAUCGUGCAAUUACUGAAAAAAGUUUUAUCUUCAGUUUAUACCAUGCCAUAAAGUUUUGUUUGAGAUCCAAUGAAUCUAUUUUUAGAAUUAAUUAUCUCAUGAAAAUUCAUAAAACCCCAGAAUGGACGCGGAAUUAAAUAACUUUUCGAACUUUCGGUUGUUUUUCUCAAUUAAAACGUUAGACCGGAAAUUAGAUAUAAUGGGCACCGUCUGAUUGUAAUCAAAAUCUUAAAUGACUUAAUUAAAUGGUUAAUUGCUCUGGAAACGUUAAUCGUUAAUAAUCGGGAGCGAUUUCUCAGAAUUCCUUCGCCGCGAAAAUUUUAUUAAGCUCAAUUCAAAUAGCCUAUAUCCGAGACAAUAUUUAUUACAGUGUGUACUUUGCUGAUCACUGUGUCAGCGAGCUUUAUUGACUCUAAUUCACAUGUAAGCGGCCUGUAUGCAAAACUGCUCAAAACUUUACGAUCUCGUAAAGUGUGAGAGUAAAACCUUGAUAAAAAUGACCCAACCAAAGAUAUUUGAUUUACAAAUAUUUUAGCAACUUUAAAAAGAGACAAUAAUUAUGCUAAAAUAAAUCACAUUAAUAACAUACAGACAAUACAAAUUGUAUUACACAAUACGAUGUGAUAAAAUGAUAAGAAUACUAAUAUUAUUAUAUCAUUAAUUAUGCUCAGUUUAUAUAUUCAACUUAUGAAACUGGCUAAAUUUCUCAUAUCUAGACUAAAUGAAGAAUGGUUGUGGGAAAUACCUCAGGGCAUAUUCAUGUCAAAAUUCUUAUGCUCAUAAUAUUUGUAUUCAUAUAAAUGCUUCCUCUUCUUUACAAACGUAACUAUGUGGUAAUGACAAUAAUAAGUCAAUUAAAACGAAAAAAGACAAUAAUGGGGUACUUUGGAGUCAAUCUUGCAUACAGGUCAUAUUUAUAAAGAGAUUAUAUAUACUUAUAUGCUCUAGGUGUAAUAUAUUAAUAUAUUUGCCAUAGCUGGCCUAUGGCGCUAAUGUGAUGUUCAAUAUGAACAAAAAAAUGUUUAUUGUAUAUUAGAGAUGCUUCGAUAAUAAUUUUUAAUUCUCCCUUUUUAUAAUAGUUUACU
Messenger RNA from Aethina tumida (small hive beetle), 4537 nucleotides. RefSeq names its product facilitated trehalose transporter Tret1-like. The record is from RefSeq and is a predicted model, not a curated record. Gene Ontology annotation, cellular component: membrane. The coding region runs from base 117 to 1514 and encodes 465 amino acids. Lineage: Eukaryota; Metazoa; Arthropoda; Insecta; Coleoptera; Nitidulidae. The transcript is spliced from 2 exons. Gene Ontology annotation, biological process: transmembrane transport. Gene Ontology annotation, molecular function: transmembrane transporter activity.